AUGCUCUUCGUCGCUCCGCUUCUACUGUCGCUGCUCCACGCCCCAGCCGUGCUUCGCCGCUCGGCUGCGCCCACCGCCGGCGCCGCCGCGGUCGGAGCAUAUUCUCCUGCUGCCGCUGCGCAUCCUCGGUCGCCGGCGCCGCGGAUGCAGUUCUUCGCCAAGGUGAAGGAGAUCAACGAGGCCAACAAGAUGAAGACGGUGACUAAGGGCGCGCCGCCUCGCGUGCGCGGCAAGCGGCUGCCAGCAGACAUCGUCGAGGAGUACACGCGGCAGCAGCUCGAGCAGCUCUGGGGCGCGCUUGUCGCUGCGUACGGCAGCGAAGCGCUCGCGCGCGAGGCGGUCUUCUCCAACCCGCAGAUUAUCAACCCGUCGUACACGUUUUGCAACACCCUGCUUCUCUCGAAAGACGUCCUCUUUGAGAUGAUGGGCAAGGAGGAGGCGCUCGACGUCAUGCUCAAGAACCCCGCCGUUCUGCAGUGCGGCCCCUCCCUCGACACGCUCGGGCCCGACGAGAUCAAGGGCUUCGCAAACAUCCGCGGGCUCGGCAACAAGAUCCCGGAGAGCGCGCGGCUGGGCCUCAUCUCCUUCACCAUCGGCGCCGCCCUCUUCCCCGUCAUCGCCACAUUGCUCGGCUUCGAGGACGCCGCCUCGGUUGCCUUCGCCAAGCCGCUGGUAGGCAUCUUCUUCUCGGUCCUCAUCGAGGGCUCGCGCAUCAUCAUCGCACGCACGGCAGCUGGCCUCGUCCGCUAG
Emiliania huxleyi CCMP1516 is the source of this 750-nucleotide messenger RNA. RefSeq lists its product as hypothetical. Bases 1 to 750 code for a protein of 249 amino acids. NCBI's taxonomy places the organism in Eukaryota, Haptophyta, Isochrysidales, Noelaerhabdaceae. The record is from RefSeq and is a predicted model, not a curated record. The transcript is spliced from 6 exons.